UGUUACAUCUACUGUCAAUAUUAAAAAAAAAAUAAAUAAAGGUUAGGAAUUCAUGAGGAAAUCCAACAUCCUUUGGCUUCUAUAACGGGCCUGCAACUAAUUUGGAUAAACGAAAGCAAUUUUUUUAUUUAUUUAUUUAUUUUCGAUUUGAUAAUUCAUCAGUGCUGCACUGAUCCUAAUGGAAAACUGCACCAGGUUAAUCCUAGCCUGAACAAAGGAAAACGCUAUAUAUUGUACUACAUAAACGUCACGCACGUCAAUGUCACACACGUCAACGUCAAAACUUUCAAAGUGAUAGAAAAUCGAAUUUUGGGAUGUUUGUUUUCCUUUUUCAAUAAAAAUUAUAAGCACCAAAAUAAAAACGACCAAUAACCAAAACCGACAAUGUCCCUAUUCUCUAGUUAAAACUGAUAAGGAUUAGUGAACUGUUUGUGUCAUGAAAACCAUCCUUUUAUUAGUAACGACCUUCGCAGUCCUAAACUUGGUCAACUCUGAAGGGUACUGCAGCACCUACCAUGGCAAUAUCUGUAAGAAAUACGUGGAUCACUCGAAGUACAUCUGGUAUAAUAUAUCCGGGGGCUACGAGAACGAACAGAUAACAACAGCCCUAUGGGAUGAAAUAAUUUCUGUUCUUUCUGAGCCAUGUCGGAGUGCAGCAGAAAAGAUGCUUUGCGUAUAUGCUUUUCCUGACUGUAACGUCUCUAGUCCUUUGCCUUUGUGCUAUGAAGACUGCAUAGCAGUAAAAGAACUGUUUUGCUACAAAGAAUGGGCAGUGAUAGAAGACCAAAAAGCAAAUGGGGUUCAUAUUAAAUCUAGAGGGCACUUUAGACUGCCAGAUUGCAAUAUAUUACCUAAAUAUCGAGAGAAUGUCGGUAAAAAUGUAUGCUCUUAUGCUGGCUUAACUGAUGUGGUGGAAAGCGAAGUAACUUACGAUUGUAUCAAAGGCAAAGGCCGCUACUAUCAAGGUAAAGUCAACAUAACCAAAGAAGGAAUACCAUGUCAAAGGUGGGACUCUCAGGACCCACAGGUGCACAACUCACCUCCGGACGUCUUUAUGGAACUAAAAAAUGCUGAGAAUUAUUGUCGAAAUGCCGGGGGAGAAGAAAAAAUGCCUUGGUGCUUUACCACAAAUCCCGCGAUCAGAUGGCAAUACUGUCAAAUACCGAGGUGUCUAAAUUCAACUUCCGAAGAGGGUGAAUUUCCCGGCAUCAAGAUGGAGGCCUAUUUUUCUCCGACAUUUAUCAUUAUUAUGUCAUGUCUAGGGAUGUUCGCCAUAGUUCUAUGUCUUCUUUUUAUAUUGCUGUGCCACAAAAUUUACAAGAGGAGAUUGUUGGGAUACAAUGCACCUACUAAUGCAGAGGUAAAUAUUGACUUGGAUAAACUACCGAGCAACGUUCAGUACCAUCGCCACGGGGUCCCAUUAAACCCUAAACUGGAAAAACUGGAAUACCCGAGAAAUGACAUUAUCUACUUAAGGGAUUUAGGUCAAGGGGCGUUUGGUAGUGUUUUUCAGGCCAAAGCUCCAGGCCUAGUUUCCGGAGAAGAAUUUACCAUUGUCGCUGUCAAGAUGCUCAAAGACGACGCCUCCGAAGAUAUGCAGGAGGAUUUUGAAAAAGAAGCUUGUUUACUAUCCGAGUUCGAUCAUCCGAACAUUGUAAGACUUUUGGGUGUGUGCGCCGUAGGUAGACCGAUGUGUUUAUUGUUCGAAUAUAUGGGUAAAGGAGAUUUAAACGAAUUCCUGCGUCAGUGCUCGCCUACAAACUAUGUGGUAAGAAGUGCUAUUAGUGGCGAAUUUACUAAUAAGGAAAUUUAUAAAGACUUCCAGCUGACACAUCGCGAUCAAAUUUUUAUAGCCAUUCAAAUAGCUUCCGGUAUGGUUUAUUUGUCAGAUCGGAAGUUCGUUCAUAGAGAUCUCGCCACGAGAAAUUGUCUCAUUAACGACGACAUGGUAGUGAAAAUCGCUGAUUUCGGUUUGUCUCAAAAAAUUUAUCUCCAGGAUUAUUAUAAAGGUACCGAUAGGGAUGCCAUUCCGGUAAGGUGGAUGCCCUUAGAAAGCAUUCUGUAUAACAAAUACACCUCCGAAACGGACGUUUGGGCCUUCGGGGUUUGCCUUUGGGAAAUAUUCUCUUUUGCUUUGCAGCCUUAUUAUGGAAGCACACAUGAGGAGGUAAUCAAGUUUUUAAAAGAGGGAAAUAUUAUGCCUUCACCGGAGAAUACGCCUGGGGAGGUUUAUGAGUUGAUGAGGAUGUGUUGGGCUCAAAAACCGCACGAUAGACCUUGUUUUAGGGUGGUUUAUGAUAAACUGAUGGAAAUUUACGAAAGCACAAACUCGAUUUAAUGUAACGAAUCAGAAUCUUCUUUUUUUUCUUUGGUUACUGUGUUAAUUUAAGGCGGCUCCGACUGCUGCUUGUGAUAAUAAGAUGCAAGGAAUAGGUAUGAAUUUAAUUUUAAAACCAAAGGUUGUUUUCUGAAUGUUCUUUACCGCUUUUAUCACUUUUUACUUCUUAAGGUUCCUCUCUGAUUAUUUAAGCUGAAUAGGUUAGAUUAGAAGCAGGAACGAAAAACUCUCAAAAUCUACAGCAUCUAUAUAAUUUAAAUAACGGUUACAUAUGUUUCACCCGGUUAGGGCAUCAUCAGACCUUAAAAAAUUAUUAAUUUAAAAUAAAAUUACAAUAAAAAAUAAGGUUUUCCCUUACCAAAAAUAGGACGAUACACAUACAUACACGUAAACGAACUCUAAUUGUAUACAAACAAAACAUUCCAAAUAGGUACAAAGAUUAAAAAUUUUAUAAUUAAUACACAUUGUGACAUCUACAAUAAAACACAUUAAUUUACUAGAGUGAAGUUAAGUUAGUUGCAAAUUUUUAUAUUCUGAUGGUGCGGAGUUCUAUAGUUGGUUAUUGGAUGGCGCUGCGUCUGUAGCAAUGGUACUCGUUGUAGGCGAUGGAGAUGUACAGUUAAUAUUGUUAAAAAUAAAAUGAUUCUGUCCCGUAAUUUUGUCGUUCACACAUACAAAAUUUUCAGAAAAACCAGUACGACAGACAACAUCAUACAAUUCCAUUCAAAUUCACCUACAACCCACAAAUUUGCUAGCUUUAAUUCUCUGUUUUAUAGAUUAUUCAACAUCCCACUUUCCAGGGACGCCUUUAAUACAGAACUUAAUAUUAUCAAACAAAUUGCCUUAAACAAUUCUUUUCCGUUAAAAUCUAUUCAUAAAUUAUACAAUAAAUUUGUUAAUAAAUAUAAGCUUUCAUUUAAUUUUAUUCAAACAAAUAUUAAAGCUAAUGUUACCUACAGAUCUUUGACAUAUUUUGGUACAAUCUCUGAUAUCUUGGGCCGUUUUUUCCAAAAAUAUAAUGUAAUAACCUCAUUUAAAACUAGUAACACACUUAAAAGUCAUAUUGUUAAGGUUAAGGAUAAGGUGGACCCGCUCACUUCAUCGGGGAUAUAUGAAAUUAAAUGCGUUGAAUGCCCCGCAGUGUACAUUGGACAAUCUGGCAGGAAAGUAGCAACGCGUAUUAAAGAACAUAAAUCCCAGUUUGAUAAACAUAUUAACACCGAUAUUAUACUGAGCAAGUCAGCUUUUGCCAACCACUUAUUAGAAAAUAGACACACUUUCCCGCCCGAAGAAAAUAUUAGAAUUCUACAUAAAUGUGAUAAAGGUAGAAAGCUCGAUCUCUUAGAGACGAUGGAGAUUAAUAAAGCCAUAGUCCCGAUUUUGUAUGUGUGAACGACAAAAUUACGGGACAGAAUCAUUUUAUUUUUAACAACAUUAACAUCUCCAUCGCCUACAACGAGUACCAUUGCUACAGACGCAGCGCCUAUUGGAUGGCUGUAGCGUUAAGUCUGAGUCUAAGUCUGUAGAGUUCGUUUACGUGUAUGUAUGUGUAUCGUCCUAUUUUUGGUAAGGGAAAACCUUAUUUUUUAUUGUAAUUUUAUUUUAAAUUAAUAAUUUUUUAAGGUCUGAUGAUGCCCUAACCGGGUGAAACAUAUGUAACCGUUAUUUAAAUUAUAUAGAUGCUGUAGAUUUUGAGAGUUUUUCGUUCCUUUUGAUAUUAUACCAGCACCUUAGAGAGAAAAUGGAUGACUUUUUUAAUUUAUAGGUUAGAUUAGGAUUAAAUUGAAAACUUAUUUUUGACUUGUCUGGCUAUAGAGGGAAAGUUGUUCCACUCACAAAUACAAUGUAUGGUUCGUAACCGUGCCAAAAAGUAAAAGAAUCCUUUUAAAAUCGAGUAUAAAUUGAAAACCUGAAUUAGAUAAAGAAAUGGUAUUUUUAUAUGUGGUUGUGUAGAUAAAUAAUUUUAGAAGUGAGAAGAAGCUAAUUGUUUAAAUAGCGUAUGGAUAUUUAAUAGCGAGAUUCUUCACUAAAUUUAUUGGCUAGCAACAAUCUUGGGCAUUUUUCUUGGGAGUGGUACCUCACCGAACAUAGCAUUUUUAAUUCAAAGACCUUAUCGACGAAACAGUGUCAAAACACUCCUGCACACUACGGGCUAUUUUCGAAGUUAAGUCUUAUCUGCAUGUAGAAUUUGUCAAAAGAAGUUGAUAUAUCAAAAAUCACCUAUAUAAAAGUUGCAUAACAAAAGAGAUUAAAACAUUAAAAAAUAAGAAUGUUAAUAAAUAAUAUUUUUAAUUUUCA
Messenger RNA from Anthonomus grandis grandis, 4636 nucleotides. It is a transcript of the gene Nrk, whose product is annotated as tyrosine-protein kinase transmembrane receptor Ror2. Gene Ontology annotation, biological process: cell surface receptor protein tyrosine kinase signaling pathway; positive regulation of kinase activity; protein phosphorylation. The transcript is spliced from 2 exons. Gene Ontology annotation, cellular component: signaling receptor complex. NCBI's taxonomy places the organism in Eukaryota, Metazoa, Arthropoda, Insecta, Coleoptera, Curculionidae. The record is from RefSeq and is a predicted model, not a curated record. Gene Ontology annotation, molecular function: protein binding; transmembrane receptor protein tyrosine kinase activity; ATP binding. The coding region runs from base 437 to 2338 and encodes 633 amino acids.